CGGGGUUGAGGAGUAUAGUGACGAUGGGCUGUGUGAUCCUGUUCACAACGGCACUCUGCUGGGUGCUGGUCACCGUGUGGGUGGUGGAGUUAUCAGAAGCGGUUAAUGGGGCUCCUGGAUGGGGGGAGAGAGCGGCCCAGUCUGGGGACACCAGCCGGAACCCCAUGACCUUCAGGUUCCCUCGUGCCCCGCACCUGGUGGUGGCGGCGGAGCCCUGGCCGCCUCACGUCUACUUGACUACUAAGCCCGACGGAACAUCAGAGGUUACUGGACCAAUGGGGCAGCUCCUCGACGCGCUGGCCGCCUCGCUCAACUUUACGUACAGUGUGGUGCAGGGCGAUGGCUACUGGGGUGCCCCGGAUGAGAACGGGUCAUGGAACGGCAUGAUAGGAACGGUACUGAGGAAGGAGGCUGACCUGGGGCUGGGACCUUUUGGCAUGUCCUACACCAGGAGUCAGGUGGUGGACUUCACCAUCCCGGUGUUCCUGGAGAUGCUGCACGUCUUAGUGACCAGGCCUCUUCCUGUGCCGGACCCGUGGGGAUUCCUGGCGCCCUUCAAGUGGUACGUGUGGGUGGGGCUGGUGGCGGCGGUGGUGGCCGUGGUGGUGGUCAGCGCCAGCAGCGUGCGGCUACUGGGCUUCGGUGGACCUGUGUCUGCUGGGGAACACACCUGGGCUUUCUACAGUAUGUUCUUCACGCAGCCUGUGUCUUGGCUCCCCACCGUCGCCUCCCUCAGGUUCCUCUUCACCAUAUGGCUCUUCGUCGUCCUGGUAGUCAGCCGCAGCUACAGCGGAGCCUUGACGUCCCUGCUGGCUGUGAAGACGUUAACGGUGAAGUACGACUCUCUGAGGGACGUUCUGGACGACCCGAGCCUCACUCUCCUCAUGGAGGGCUCCACAGCCCUCACUGAACACCUCAAGACGGCGAGGGAGGGGGUGUACGGGGAGCUGGCCCGGGCGGCCCGCCGGAGGGCCAACUUCGUCAAGGCCAGCGAGAUGUACCAGGCGGCCUACUCCCUCCUGCCCGACGGCCGCCACGCCAUGUUGGUGGAGAAUGUCGUCUGCAGGAAGAUCUUCUCCGACUUCUUCAGUGCUACAGGUCGCUGCAACUUCUACAUGUCAACUGGCAACUUCUGGCGACUCAUCUACGCCAUGGUGGUACAACGUGGCAGCCCUCUACGCCAACUUUUGAAUUCCAGGAUUGAGGCGCUGGGGGCGUUUGGUAUCUACGAACGAUGGACGAGGGAUCAGAUGCCCAAUGUGACCCACUGCCUCAAGAUGCCAAAAAAACUCCAGUUUCAGGAACCUUACUCCAUGUCUGACCUCUGGGCCGUGUUUCUGUUACUGGGUGCUGGAGGUGUUCUCGCUACCACCACCGCCUGCUGUGAGCUGGGAAUGAGGCACUGAGCUGAGCAAUGAGAGAAUGAGAUGUCCUUGUCUUCACUCAUUUUCUCUAACUCAUCCCUCUCUAGCGCUCCCUCGCCUACCUACUAGAGCUGCAUCUACGACUCACUAUAGCUUAAGGCUGCCUCCCCCAACCCAUGUGCCUCCUAAUUAAUGAGCAAAUAACCGCGUAACCAAUCAGCGCCAAGGCAACAUCCUUGCAAAUAACCUUACCUUAAAUAUGAUGAUUGAUAUAUAUAACCUCAGAUUAAACAGCUAAUUAAAAAAAAAUGUUUUAUUUCUCUCCAUCAUACUAGUACAUUAAACAGCCUCGCAUCUUGCGCUGUCAGCGUUCUAUCCCCGACGGCUAAAACGGUUGGGCACCCUUCCUCGAAUCUCUUCCAAAUGCUCCAUAAUCAUAAUAACUAUUCGCUGUCUCCUCAUAAAUUCCUUUUCUCUCAUUCAUUAUGUAAACGGGGAACAUAGACCAAAAUGUCAGACAUGAGAAUAGGCUUCAGUCCUAUCAGUUAGUCAUACAUCAUUUACUGGCUCAUAAUAAUAUAUUAUACUGCAAAUAAUUCUUUUUCUGCAGUAUUUUAAUAUUAUUAGAAACUAAAUGAAAUGUUCAAUUUCUAAGAUAUAUCUUGCUGGACUGAAGUCAUAUCUACUAGAGUAUCAACAAUUGAUUCUUUAACAGUCUUGAAGCUAAACAAAAUUAGGUCUUUUAAUUUAAUUAAUUAAA
Messenger RNA from Procambarus clarkii (red swamp crayfish), 2124 nucleotides. The record is from RefSeq and is a predicted model, not a curated record. Lineage: Eukaryota; Metazoa; Arthropoda; Malacostraca; Decapoda; Cambaridae.